Molecule: messenger RNA, 684 nt
Organism: Lindgomyces ingoldianus
Lineage: Eukaryota; Fungi; Ascomycota; Dothideomycetes; Pleosporales; Lindgomycetaceae
Exons: 5
Coding region: 1-684 (227 amino acids)
Source: RefSeq, a predicted model, not a curated record
AUGGGUUAUGAGAGAAGUCAUAUAUUCCCAAGAUUGAUUGGGCAGCCCUCGAGCUUACAGUUCCUCACCCAUUCCUCCACUCGCCUCGUCUCGCUACGUUUCUUGCGGCCUGUAGUGUCGGCAAACUUUUCCCGUAGCAUUCAACUUAGAGAACUUCAAGUUCUACAGAUUUUCAGAUGCUUCGAUACUUCGAGUAAGAGUAUCCGACUACAAAGCCAACUAGCGGACAGGCCUCUAGCCCCUUCAGCCCCUUCCCCUUUGUUUGCAAGCUGCUCUUGCGUCUCUUAUCCUUCAAAUCUCUUACCAUCUUACACGUGGCUUCAAGGCCCCUCUUGGUAUUCAGGAAGUAUGUUUGCGAGAACUCCCUACCUAGCAAUCUCCACGUAUCUGUCCAACAACUCAUCCACCGUCAGCAUCCCACUCGCCUCCAAAUUCUCAGAGUUCUAUACUUCCCCACCCAUAUCAUCUCUCGCUGGGUUCCCGAAAAUCCCAGCCUUCAACGUACGAUCCCAGAACGGACUGACAACAUACACGGCAUCCAUAAGCAGGUAUUCUUAUCCUGGAUACGUUGAUAAUUUCGUCACAAUCAGGAUGAGCCCGGUCGAGAAGGUUCCUGAUUUUACCGUCUUUAACUUAAGAUUGUUGGGAUUUAAUCGGGAGAAGAUUCUACUGUGGCGGGUGUAA